AUGCUUUCAAUAGAAAAAGAAAAUUCAAGAGUUGCUACAACUAAACCAUUAGAUGAACUUUUUACGAAUGUCGGUCAAAAGUUUGAGACAGAGACCGUAAAGCAUGAAGGCUAUCGGUUUGACUACCCAUUGAGAUGGUUAAGAGACCCAUCCGUCACAAAAGCUAUUGGCUUUCGUAGAAUGAAGUUCAUUUCAGAAGCCAUACAUGGUUUCCCAUUUACGGUCGCUUUUGAAAUUCGAUACUAUAACAAAGAAAAACGUACGUAUGAGAAAUUUGAACAGGGAAAACUUUUACAAGUGAAUUUGCUUGUAAACUUAGAAACAACUCUUCAAGCUUUUCAAGAAAAAAUAAACGAUAUCUAUCUCGAAUAUGCAAACCAGUUUAACAUUGACGAAGGAGAGUACCAUCUCGAUAUUGUUUAUGACAGGAAAAAUGCAACUGUUAAAAUCAAUAGAAUAGAAGACCUUGGAGAAGAC
Messenger RNA from Trichomonas vaginalis G3, 477 nucleotides. RefSeq lists its product as uncharacterized. The record is from RefSeq and is a predicted model, not a curated record. The annotation marks the transcript as partial. The transcript has a single exon. Lineage: Eukaryota; Parabasalia; Trichomonadida; Trichomonadidae.